Rhagoletis zephyria (snowberry fruit fly) is the source of this 2519-nucleotide messenger RNA. RefSeq lists its product as uncharacterized. Lineage: Eukaryota; Metazoa; Arthropoda; Insecta; Diptera; Tephritidae. Gene Ontology annotation, cellular component: membrane. The record is from RefSeq and is a predicted model, not a curated record.
AUUGCGAAUGCUGAGAGGAAACAGCUAAAUUUAAUUACUUCUACUCAAUCCAAAAUAUUUAAAAUUUUUCGAAACUUUAAAUUAAAAAAAAAACAGCAAAAAAGUAAAUCAGCGCGAUGUCUACACCGUUACUCAGCAGAUACCUGCAGAAUUUUCAUCUGCUCAUUCUAUUGUGCCUUCUCUUCCAUUGGAUGCACAAGGCAGAUGGUUUAUAUACGAUGCGAUCACGAGUGCCAUGUGAAGAUCCUGAACCGCUGAAAAAUGGUUUCUCAGCUUCAAAACGGCGUAAUAUGUUGUUGCAACAUUAUUGCAAUUAUGGCUUCAAGUUGAUCGGCGAUAGGCGGACGCAGUGCAAUCGGGGCAAAUGGAAUGGCAAUCGGCCGAUAUGUGCGAAGCCCGGUUGCACCAUUCCCUCGGAGAAUCCUGAGCAUGGCAGAAUUCAAUAUAUUGAUCAGUAUCAUAUCGGUCUUUAUUGCUCAGAGGGCUUUGAUUUGGCUGGUAAUCGCUAUGCUUAUUGCAACGGCACGGAUUGGGAUCGUCCGCUGGGCUUUUGUCGGAAGCACUCCAACACCGUCAGUCAUGAAUGCGAUUUCGAAUCCAGCGACAUCUGUGGUUGGGUGGUGGAUGUGUCAGAGAGUUUCAAAUGGCGUCGCGCCAUGGCCGUCAAUGUGUUCACAUCUUUUCAUACCGGACCGAAACACGAUCACACCACAAUGACAGCAAGUGGCGGCCAUUACAUGCUGAUGGAAAGCUUUGGCGCCACUACAGCGCCUGCAGCGCUCACAUCGCCCAUUUAUGGGCGAGAUAUAAGCCUUAUGACGGCAUGUUGUUUCCAAUUUUACUACCUCAUGUAUGGCGCUGGUGUGGGUAAUUUGAAUGUCUACGUGAAGCCGGUGACGAAGAUGUUGUCGGAGGUUAUAGAGAAUAAGGAUAACUAUGUGAAAUUUACAAAGUCUGGAACUCAGGAAAAUAACUGGAUUGAGGCGCAUUUUAAUAUCGAUGAAAUGGAGGACGAUUUUCAAAUAGUCUUCGUGGCAGAUGGCGCUAAAAAUCACCUCAGUGACAUUGCUAUAGACGAUGUUAAAAUAAUGACCGGAACCGAGUGUAAAUCCUUGGAUAAUCACGAUGACGGGCCGGAUGACUCCGCUGAGUAUGAGCCUACAACUACUGAGGCGUCGCUCUACGACACUUUGUCGUGCGAUUCACGUUGUGGCCAGGAAACAAACUUUGGCAUAAUGCGCAACGCAAGUCGACUAAUUGGUCUAUGCAGUUGCCAUGACAGCUGUAUUGCUGAUGAUGACUGCUGUCCCGAUUACAUCAAAGUCUGCUUAGAUGCGGCAGAUGACGAUCAGAUUUCCACAACAUCCAAAACCACAACGACAACAGCAAAUACCACAACGACAACGGAAAAUACCACGCCAUCAACUACGACUACAACACCCUCAACAACGCAGAAAACCAUCCUUACCACUCCAAUAACAACAACGACUACAACCACAGCAAAAACAACCCAAAAGGCAACACCUACUACUAGUACAACAACUACCACUACGACAACAACUCGCAGGCCCACAACCGCUAGUACGAGCUCAACCUCUACGACAACUACAACAACCACCCGUAAGCCAACAACAACAAGCACAACCAGAACCACAACAACUACUCGUAAGCCUACACCGCCUACGUCUACGCGCACAACAACAAAAAAAACAACCACAAAACGUACAACGCCAACAACAACGACAACUAGAAAACCUACAACGCCUACAACAACUAAAAUAAUAAGAACAACAACAACAACCGCAACCACAAAACUAUCAACUAUCUCAACCACUCGUAAGCCCACAACAAAAACAAUAAUUUACACACAGCCUAUGCUGGAAACAACUACUGGCGCUACGACUAACCGCAAGGUAUCUGAAGGCGUUACGAUGGAACUGCCGCGUAAUAAAACAAUUCGAACGCGAACCAAUACCACAAAGCACACCUGGCAAUGGCAACCGAAGCCAGAAACCAAUCCACGUCAAUCCAUAGCGCUCUUUUUUAUAUUUGCGCUACUGCUUAUCGCCAUCGUGACGGGCGCCAUCUAUCGACAUAGAGAACCACUCAAAGUCAUUUGGGUGAGAAAAUUAUUGAAAAAGAAUCAGAAUGAUGGCGGUGCUGAGGACAGCAACUCGAUAAUUGCAAACUUCCAUCCCGAAAGUGCAACGCAGAAUGGUAGCAGCACCGCUAGUGCAAGCACGGUGGGAAAUCGUUUGAAGCUUUCAUUACCCAGCCUCAGGCGGAACAAACCGGGGUGUAGAGGGUCGGCAGACGAACAAUCACUGUGUGAGGAAAAUGAUAAAGAUGACAUACCGCUGUUGUAAGUGAGAUAACUGGAGUGAUACAUAAAUACAGACAUAAGUAUCUAGAUGGGAUUGUUUUCUAUUGAGAUUGAAAAAUACACUCAUACGCAUGUUAGUUUUAAAGUGUAUAAGAUUGAAAUAAAGCUUUGAAAGUUGCUAAUUUUUAAGAGUUAA